This is a messenger RNA of Schistocerca piceifrons (Central American locust), 3914 nucleotides long. It is a transcript of the gene Rabex-5, whose product is annotated as rab5 GDP/GTP exchange factor. Gene Ontology annotation, biological process: vesicle-mediated transport. Gene Ontology annotation, molecular function: small GTPase binding; guanyl-nucleotide exchange factor activity; DNA binding. Bases 95 to 2119 code for a protein of 674 amino acids. Lineage: Eukaryota; Metazoa; Arthropoda; Insecta; Orthoptera; Acrididae. The transcript is spliced from 12 exons. The record is from RefSeq and is a predicted model, not a curated record. Gene Ontology annotation, cellular component: endocytic vesicle; cytosol.
CUUUUUGCAAGUAAAUCAACAUCUUUGGCAAGGUACAAACAGCAGUUUGACGGCUGAAGAAUGGCGAGAAAACGAUUGUAAACACACUGACAUUAUGUACGCAACGAAAGGUCCCAGUUUGAGAAUUGGAGAAGACGACCUAAAGUGUAAAAAUGGUUGCGGAUUUUAUGGUACGCCAGAAUGGGGGGGUUAUUGUUCUCAGUGCAACAGAGAACAACGGAGGAAGACUGGCCACAGCAGUUUAUCUUCAGUUGAAAGAGGACACAGUGCUGAAGGACAGUCAAGAACUUCUGUUGCUGGAUUUACAAAAUUUGAAGUUAAGAAGCGUCAGCAAGCUGAAAAAAGAACAAAGCUGCCAAAAUUUUUCAAGAAAACCAAAGAUGCUGGAAGAACUGAACUGCUCCAUGAAACGCAUGUCAGAACUCCAGAACUUGAAAAACUGCAGCAAGAGCAUCAAGCUUUGUUUGAGGCUGUUGGACAGAGGGCUGAUCAGGAUGUUCACAAAUAUGUGCAUUCAGUAAUAAAGGCGGUUUCUAAAAGUGCAGAACAAAUCACAGCUAGUGAUGCAGAUGUGUCAGAGGUUGUGCAGAACUUUUACCAGAAUUUUGCAAAACGUAUGGAUGCAAGUGCCAGUUACAUUGGUCUCACACAGGAGGACAAGGAAAUGCUUUUGGAUUAUUUUGAGAAAUAUCUUAUGGUUGCUGUGUAUAGACUACUGUUUUGUCCUCCUUGGACAACUGAUGAAGAAAAGGAUUUAGCAAUCCAAAACAGGAUACGGCAACUGAGUUGGGUUAGUGCUAAACAUUUGGACUGCAGAAUUGAUGAAACAAAUUUAGAAGUUCGUGAUCUUGUGUACACUGCUAUCACAGAUAUUUUGGGAAUGGAUUCAGCAAAGGCACCACAAGAUAAGUUGGGUUGUGUGGUACGCUGUUGCCGAAAUAUUUUUUCACUCCUGCAGCAGUCUGUAGGAGGUCCAGCAUCAGCAGAUGAUUUCCUCCCAGCAUUAAUAUUCAUUGUUUUAAAGGCAAAUCCAGCAAGGCUGAAGAGCAAUAUCAACUACAUUACUCGAUUCUGUAAUGCUAGCCGUCUUAUGUCUGGUGAAGGAGGCUAUUACUUUACUAAUUUGUGUGGUGCUUUGUUUUUUAUUGAAAAUUUAACAGCUGAAUCCCUUAACAUGCCUGUUGAAGAAUUUGAUCAAUAUAUGUCUGGAGAAUUAGCACCUCCAAGUACUUGGGAGUCAGCACUCCUGAUGUGUGAGGGAAUGCAUUUAAUGUAUGAGAACUUGGCAAUGUUGGAAGAUUUAAGAACAAGGCAUGAAAGUCUUAUGAAGGGAAUAGCAGAACUUAAAGAGAAAAUAUAUAAUUCUGAGAAUGAAGUGACUGUGAAAGUUGAAGCUGUUCUGGCACGCACGCCUCUCAAAAUUCGCCCAAGGAAGACUCCAACCAAUAUUGACUCGGAUGAUCCAACAUGCCAGGCCUUGCCCCCACCAAUUACUCCACAGGUUGUUGCUCUAAAAACUGAGCUUCCAAAGAAAACCGAUGAAACACAGUGUUUAACUGAUAAGAAAUUACCAAUUCAAGAAGCAGAGUUGUUUUUAACAGAUUCUAUUCCUGCUUCUACAUCUUAUGAUUACCUUUCUUCACCUUCUCCAGGGUUUGGGUUUUCUGAUGGCCUCAAUGGACUGGCAACACCAGAUGAGAUCUUUGCCGCCCAGGAGAGUUUGAGUUUUGUCCAAGGAUUAGCAUCAGUUAAUUAUGACAUUGAUAUUUCAGAUCUCAGUACAGAAAAUAGCUGUGCUGAUGAUCCUAUUUCACGCACUUCUCCUAAAGCUGAUGUGACUUUACCUAUUGAAACAAAACCUAUUGACGAAUCAGCUUCGUCACUCUUAGACAGCACUGAAUCUCCGACUGGGGGCCUUCUUCCUUCUCCGAUAAAACCGGUGUUAACAGCAGAGUAUCAUGGCUUCUCCUCACAAGGACCACAAAUACCAAGCAUACCAUGUGAUACAGGAGAUACGAUGGUAGUACUUCCAGAACCACAGUCAUUAGCAGCCUCUAAUACUGCCAGAGAAGUAUUGAGUCCUGUGAGAAAUGACAGGUCUAUCUCACCAUACUCAUAAUCAUCAAGUGCUGACUGAUGUGGCUAAAAAAUCAGUCAUUGGCUUGGUACCAACAACUCCUCUCUGUCUGCACCUGAGUUCCACUCAGCUGGAUGAGAGCCUCUCGUCCCAGAUGAGCCUGGAGAAGUCACCUAGAAGUGAAACCUGCCUGUCAAGUUGCUGAAGAAAGAAGCUUGUUCUCUGCAUUUUUUGGCAUUGUGUAAUUUGUGAUUGGCUGAAUACUAAGGCUUUUGAGUGCCAAUUAACGAGAAGUUAUUUUACAAGAUACUGAUCUCCCUCCCUUACUCAUGUUUCAGGUAGUUAACCAGUUAACAAAAUUGCUAGCCUAGUUGCUACAAAAUGUAUCUGAAUUUCUCUCUCUCUAUGCCUACUGUCACAUGUUGUCUAGUACCACAAGAUCUUCAAUAACACAGUCAUACUCCUUACUCCCAUUUAUAAAUUAUUUACAUGAAUCAGUGGUAGCUGUUUUUGUGUUUCUGUAACGAUUUGGGUUUGGUGGCACCUGGCCAAGGUAUUGGCAUCUCGUGAUCUUCAAAGAUGCCCUAAACUUUCUAAGAUGUUUUAAUAAAAGCCUAUGUUUAUUUUUGGUGACUUUGGACUGCCCACAGUUUCUCUCCACAAUGGUGGUUCUUCUGACACACUGACAUUAAGCAGCAUGCAUCUCGUGGGCAUGCUGGUUGUGAGAAACAGUCUCUGUUGUCCUGUACAUCCUGAAAAUGUAAUCAGCAGUGUUUGACUUUGGGUGGUCAGCACCAUGUUGUUUCCUUUCAAAAUGCAGCCCAGCUCGACAUUAUGCCUGACUAGCAUUUGCCUCCACAUGGGGGUGAGUGGCAGUUUAUGAAUGAGGGUGAGGGACUGACUCCCUUCAGUUUAUGACCCUACUAUGCAUCCCUUGUAUGCAGAGCACAACUUGCUUUGACAGUGGCUUCUCAUUUAGUUAUGCAUGCUAUUCAACGUAUGGAAUCAUAGUCUAAUUAUUGAAGUAUUGUCAGUCACUGGUACUGAUUCACAUUUCAUUGUUUGGUGGGGAUGAAUUUAUUCUGAUUAGUUUUGACUCUGUCUCUCACAGAUUUUACACAAGUUAUAGGACAGUUUGGUGAAAACAGUCAUGUAACAUCUGGUAGGAUAACACCGUAUCUCUGUUGUCAAAAAAUUGAUUGGUAGACAGUUCAAAGCUGGAACUCAAGGCGCGAGGUGCACGGUGGUCCGUGUCACAUUUGUGGAAGCUGACAAUCAGCAAUUUUGGGGUGAAGAAGCUUAUUUCCAGUCAAAUCUGGACAGCAACCAGCAGGAUGACAUUAGAUGGAGAAACAAUUUUAAGAGGCAAGUAUACUGAAACACAUCUUCAAAGACUAUCAUAAGAGUAAUGAAAAAUCUUUCAGAGACUAGUUAUAACAUCGUUAUUGCAACAGUUUUGUAAUGGAGAAGAGAGAAGAUGGAAGAGCUGAAGGUUGAAGAUCAGAACAACAAAGAUUUAGUACAAAGAUAUGCAGAAGACUACAAGAGAGUGAAGAUUUCAGACAUUAGAAUAGACUAAGAAUCGUGGUUAGAUUUCAUCACAGAAAUGCGAGUAUAUGGUUCAGUAACAGCGGCUGUGAAUAGAGUAAGUAGGUUCUUUUAUAUUGACUGCGAGAAGUGGAGAGACAGUGAGCUACAGCAGGAAUGCAGACAAUAUGAUAGAGAGUGAGUAUUAUGUGAGCUUUGUGUUAUUGAAAACAGACUUUGAUCAUUGCUGCAUUUGUUAAUUAUUUUAAAAGUGAGAUCCACAGUAAAUGUUGAUUGAAAAGUGUAAGUU